CUUCUUUAUAUCUUGGAACAAAGAGUAAUGAUUGUACAAAAGCUGAACUAUCAUCCCUAUCAAAAAUGGCUGCCAGUUCUAAUUUUAAGAAUGAUGGGUUAUUCGUCAUUAGCCACUGCUAUACUUGGCAUGAUAGUUUAUUGGUACAAGAAGAACAGCCUUACAAAGUACCGAGCUCAGCAAAAGAAAUUGUCAGUUUCGACAGACAUAAAAAGAUCAAUCAGUACUUUCUCUAACUUGUCUUUUGUUGAGCAACAUGAUUAUAAAAGAAGACAGUUGAUUACUCCUCCUACUUCACCACAUUCUAUGCAUACAAAUGAGCUUUCUCCUAGAGUAACUUCUCCUCUCGGUUUUUGGAGUUCAAGACUGAUAGAUAAUGUUAUUUCUAACAUGCGAAAGAAAAAGAAGCUGACCCUCUCUUUAAAAAACACUAUCUUAUGGAAUCCUUCCAGAGACAUAAAUAGACCCAACCAUGCAUUUCAUGAGAACACAUUAAGCCUUUUAUCAAGACUAUCUCAGCUAUAUGAUAUUUACAUUCUUAUUCAGAUAAAUUCUGCUGAAGAACAAGAUCAAAUACAACAAUUGCUUCAUAAUGUCAACCUGUUUGACGGUCCAUCUUUAGAUAAGCGUAAAAUACUCUAUUGUAAUUCAGAGGAAGGCAAACUCCAUUUAAUCAAGCAUAUUCAACCACAUACCCAUAUUGAAGGCGGUGACGAAUUCGCUAAUGGACAUCAUAUCGUUCAAAAGUUGGUAGAGAUAGAACGUAUCAUUUGGGUUUUGUCUUCUUCUUUAAUGCAACGUUAUCAACAAAAUGAUCAACUAGAAUUGACUGAUCAUAUCUUGUGUUCUUCUAUAGCCGAACAGGUUAGCUUCUAAUACUAUACCCCCCUCCUUCCUCCUUAAUAAAUGAUACCAUUCAUACACUUUUCCAUUUUUUUUUUUCUCACACACACAAUGAUGAAAUGCCGACUUACAAAAGCAUAUGAUAGUAAUAAACA
Messenger RNA from Gilbertella persicaria, 998 nucleotides. RefSeq lists its product as uncharacterized. Gene Ontology annotation, biological process: peroxisome organization. NCBI's taxonomy places the organism in Eukaryota, Fungi, Mucoromycota, Mucoromycetes, Mucorales, Choanephoraceae. The transcript has 3 exons. The record is from RefSeq and is a predicted model, not a curated record. The coding region runs from base 28 to 876 and encodes 282 amino acids.